UCUUUUGGACGACGGCAGAUUUGUGUGGGUGAAGAGGCAGGCGUCUAGGGGCGAGGAGCGGAGUCAGCUCGGUGCCCCCUGAAGGGGGAAGUGCCAGAGAGCUGCGACUUCAGUCCCCAACGCCUGGCUGCAGGGCCCACCGCGUGUGGCGCCGUCGCCUAAGGGGAGCGAACGACAGGGCGAACGACAGGGCGAACGACAGGGCGAACGACAGGGCGAACGACAGGGCGAACGACAGGGCGAACGACAGGGCGAACGACAGGUUGACGCGGGGAAUGAAUGAAAUUGAAUAAAGCUGCCACAAGUUACGAACAGAGAAACCGAAGAACAGAAAGAAGAAGAGGAAGCUAUCAAAGAAACUCCCCCCCCCCCAAGACACAG
Molecule: messenger RNA, 381 nt
Organism: Penaeus monodon (black tiger shrimp)
Lineage: Eukaryota; Metazoa; Arthropoda; Malacostraca; Decapoda; Penaeidae
Source: RefSeq, a predicted model, not a curated record